AUGGAUUAUUUGAGGACCCUGGGUUCUGCAGCAGUUUCUUCGCUCGUACAGAAAUCUGGUCUGAGUCUACCGUUCUCCUUGGGUGCUAGGGUCACCGCAUACGACAACCAUUCUAUCUGGGCACUGUAUGAAGGUAGUAAAAGGGACGAUGGUUCGCCCAUAUCUAUUUUCGAAUUUGAUGCAAACACGCCGGCGAAGAAGAAUAUUCUGCCAUUAGCUAAAAAUGCGCUUCGGAAGCUCCGGACGGUUCGCCAUCCGGACGUCCUCAGAUUCAUGGAUGCGGUCGAAACGGAUACUACCAUUUACAUUAUGACGGAACGAAUCCAACCGCUCGCUUCUGCAGUGUCACAAUGGUCUUCCAAGGGUGCGCAAGAGAAAGAGGACUGGCUGAUCUGGGGUCUCCAUCGAAUAUCGGUAGCACUGGCUUUUGUGAACGAUUCAUGUGCAUCAACGCAUGGGAAUGUCCGAAUGGAUUCAAUUUUCAUUACAACCUCCGGCGAGUGGAAGUUGGGUGGGUUCGAAGUGCUGAGCAACCCCAAGGAGGAUGGCGCCAUACUCUAUAGCAUGGGUAGUAUGCUGCCUGACGCCUCCACUUAUGCGUCACCGGAAGUCAAAAAGGCCGGGUGGUCCAUCUUGAAAGAGCACUCCCCGCCGGCGGCGGACGCAUAUGCUCUUGGUCUCCUCAUCCACUCCGUGUUCAAUCCAUCGCUCCCCAUUCCUGCUACGGCACAGCCUCCUCAUCCACCUCCAACAGCGUCCUCGCGCGGUUCUAUCCCUAGUGCCCUUUUCUCAUCAUUUAAAAGACUUCUCAAUCCCAACCCCAAGGCACGCCUCACCCCGAAGACGUUCUUGGAACUUGGGAUGGCAGAAACCGCUGGAGAUGGCUCUGGUUUCUUUGCCAACAACCGUUUAGUGAAGGUUUGUGCUGGAUUGGACAAUUUUAGCUUGGGAAAUGAGAGCGAGAAGACGUUACUCCUACGGACCCUGAAAGAAUCGUCGUCUUCGUUUCCGUCUGAAUUCAUCUCCUAUCGGGUACUCCCAUCCUUAUUGUCCGCUCUACAGUUCGGUGGCGCCUCUGCCCCAGCCAUCCUUCCUCUGGUUCUGCAGCUGGGAAAGAGUGUUGCCCCUGCAGAUUAUCCGACCGUGAUAUUGGCGCAUUUGGUUCAACUCUUCGCAAGUCCUGAUCGCGGCACGAGGCUCGCUCUACUUGAUCACCUACCAGAUUAUGCUGACAAGCUGGACAAGAAGACUGUAGUGGACAAGAUGUGGCCGCAUUUGCAAACUGGAUUUUCGGAUACUGUGGCCAUCAUCCGGGAAGCUACAGUGAAAUCCAUCAUUUUAUUGUCGGAUAAGUUCAACGAUCGUAUACUGAACAACGAUCUUUUGAGAUUCCUCGCUAAGAUGCAGGGUGACCCUGAGGCAUCCAUUCGUACGAAUACUUGCAUCCUCAUAGGCCGACUCGGGCCGUCGUUGGGAUAUAAUACGAAACGUAAAGUGCUUGUCCCGGCGUUUACGCGUGCUCUGAAGGACCCUUUUGUUCACGCGCGAGUUGCUGGUCUGAUGGCCUUCAUGGCCACAAUCGAUUGCUUCGAUAUGGAGGAUCUAGCCACUAAGGUUAUACCUAACAUGGCUUUUGCCAUGAUAGACAAGGAGAAGCUGGUACGAGAUCAAGCUUUCAAGGCCAUGGAAUUAUUUGUCAAGAAGCUAGAAGAGCACGCUGCCGCGAUGCCAGAAACUGUUGAAUCAGAGAACGAUCCCACAGCUCUGGGCUUCCUUCCCGCCAAUGUCCCCGGCUCUAGCACACUUGUAAACAGUGCAGCAGGUGCUGCUGGGGCGCUUGCCGGCUGGGCUAUAUCCUCGCUAGGGAGGAAGCUCGCUGCGGCUGAUCUACAGAGUACCAUGGACGGUGCAGAACGAUCAGGUUUGGCCCCUCCAGCUGCGGUAGCAAACUCCGUAGAUGGGUCAGAUAGUCGUCCAUCAUCUCGACUGGGGACUACACUUUCGUCCCCGGCUGCACCUGUCCGUGCCGUGGAUUCUGCAGGAAAGACGAAGAGUAUGCAGUUAGGAGCAAACAAAGUACCUGCCAGCUUGUCUGCGAACAAGGCGACGUCAGACUGGGCCCAGGAAGCUGCCGCAGAGGCUGAUACCCCUAGAAACCCUUGGGGCAACGACGAUUUGAUUGAUGUCAACGCAGAUCAAGAUGAUUGGAGUGCAUUCGAGAGUGCGCCAGUACCAAUAGUAGGUCUGGGAUUCAGCGACGUGCUCGAUCAGAACAGUCCCGCUCUGCAUUAUUCUAGCGACGACCCAUGGGCAAGCCCGAGUCCCUCAGGAGCAAAACUACCAUCUAACGGCUGGGGUGCAUCAUCGAAAUCUCCUACAUUACCUAUUCAUCAACCAGUGGGAAUACGGGCAGGCAUGACACGGUCACCUCCCACAAACAAUAGGUUGUCAACCAUGUCGAAUAUGACGAGAUCCCCGACACCCUCUGACAGUGGUAGAGCGAGUCCUGCUGUUCAUGACAGACCCAUGAGUGGUGCAGCGACCCCACAGUCAAGCACGGCAGGAAUGACGAAGGAAGAGAAAGCCGCAGAAAUGGCACGUAGAAAGGAAGAGAGAAAACAACGCAUAGCUGCGUUGAAGGAGCAAAAGAAGAACGCUGGGGCAUCUAAGGCAUGA
Fibroporia radiculosa is the source of this 2676-nucleotide messenger RNA. RefSeq lists its product as uncharacterized. Gene Ontology annotation, cellular component: cytoplasm. The transcript is spliced from 14 exons. The coding region runs from base 1 to 2676 and encodes 891 amino acids. NCBI's taxonomy places the organism in Eukaryota, Fungi, Basidiomycota, Agaricomycetes, Polyporales, Fibroporiaceae. The record is from RefSeq and is a predicted model, not a curated record. Gene Ontology annotation, biological process: tRNA export from nucleus; protein phosphorylation. Gene Ontology annotation, molecular function: ATP binding; protein kinase activity.